UUUAUGCUCUAAGGAUUCAUUCAUGGAGAAAGUAGGUAAGACCUUUUGUCGGUAUGUGAAAGGCGUUUAGCAGUUCAUUUUCAAGCCAAUCAUUACCUUUGGCUAAAAUUGACAUAAUGUAUACAUUCCCUAUACAUAGAGGGACCAAUUUCUUUUGAAAUUGUAAAUUUUACAUAUUACUAGAAUAUUCUUUGUCCAUAUUGUUUAUUGGUUUCUAUUUGAAGCGGAAAUUCCCAGAGUUGUCCUUUAUUGGCGUCUCAUUAUUAAUUAAUACUAUUUAACAAAUUAUGAGAAUUUAAGCAUAAAUAUAUCAUUGAAGCGAUAACGAUACACUAAAAGUCAAUGUUUGUUUCAAAGUAAGUGAAAGCGUAAGAUUUUAUUUCGAAAUUCUGAAAAUAAAUUUGUCCAUCCUUUUGGUCAAGCAUAGUUCGUGGAAAAGUCACUUAGUCAAGUGUAGUUCAUGGAAAAGUGGGUGUAAAAAGCCUUUGGGAUUGAUAAUAGCUAUUAAAAUAAAACACUCAGGGCUGUUAAAGAUGUGAAAAAGAUCCUUUUUCAAAUAAAAAGAACUCCGGUUUAAACAAUGUUCGGAUAAUAUUGUAGAAAAGCGAGAUAAAAGUUCGAUUAAAUUUUUAGAUGAUAUCAAUAUCAACCAAAUUAAGGGCGCCAAAAUGUGCUUUGAUAUUAUUUUAUUUAUGGAUAUAAUGGUUUUGAGAGUUGAAAAAAGAAGUGGCGGGGGGAGUGGUGGAUGCUUUAAAAUGAAUCCUGUCCCCGGGGUUGACUCUUGUCCCUGGGCGCCAAACACUCUAGCUACGCCUCUGAAAUUCCGUUAAUGUACAAGAUCUUUACAGGAUUACAUGGAUUAAAAAUUUGUUGUAAAUGUAAAGCCAUUUUAAAAAAAAAUUAAGAGACUAAAAUUGUAACACUGGUUCCGAAAAGGUGUGAGGCCAUCCUAUAUUAUAUAGCAGAUUAAUAUUUCUCCAAACUGAAUGAUGUUACAAGCGCAGACAUCACUAAAUAGAUACGGUACAUCUUUUUAAAAUAAGAAGAGUCUGAUUAACUGCUUCCUAAAUAUAAAUUUCAAGGACGUCGUAAAAUAUUGUAGUGGGUUUUUGUUUCUGUUUGUUAUUGUUUAUAUGAAUAUACAAAACAUCUAGCCUGAAAUCAGUUGUAUACGUAAACAUUGGAUGUUAAGACUUCGCAAUAGCAGCAAGAAAGUAUCUCAAAAUGCCUUCCAUUAUUUUCACGGUAAUAUCGGGUCAUAUCUUCUCGUAGGUUACAGAGUAUUUUAAUUUUUGUCCUAAAUCGCGCUUUGAAAAUAUAUGAGGCGUAGUAGGAGUUGGAUGAGAAAGGUUGGGGGAAAGGGGGGGGGGGAGGGCGAUGGUCCCUACUCGGUGACAUUUUUUUUUUCUUUAUAUGCGAGAGGGCAUUUUCGGUCAAUUGCAAAGUUGAUGUUUUUUUUUCCUGGGAAAGGGGGGGGGGGGGGGUAGAGGAUGAGGCACGACAAAGAUUUAUUUUAAAUUACUCGUGUUUAAUGAAUCCAUUUAUAAAUGAACGCAUUUAAAUUUAAGAAUCUAUAUUUUAGAAAAACCAAGUCAAGAAAAAUGAAGAGGAGCAGAUGUUUACAUAGAGUGGCUAAAACAUCAGAUCAAGAUGAUUCUCUUCUGAUGGCAGCCGAGAAAGGAUGCACAAGUGUUGUGAAUUUACUCCUUGAUAAGGGAGCCGAUGCGAAUGCGGUUAAUAUCAGAAACGGAAAAACAGCUCUGAUGUUGGCCUCAGAAUAUGGCCACGCAGAUGUCUGUCUUACGCUCAUUGAAAGAGGGGCAAAAUUAAAUGACCAUCACAGGGAUGGUACUGCUCUGAUGUUAGCCGCAUCCAGUGGGCAUACAAAAGCUGUGGAAAUAUUAAUGAAAAAUGGGGCCAACUUAUACGAGUUCGAUAGAAAUGGAAUGACAGCUUUAAUGUUGGCUUCAUUCAAUGGCCACACAGACACCGCUGAACUGCUAAUAGACGUGGGGGGAAAUGUAAAUGAGAAAGAAAAAUCAACUUCGGAACGGACUGCGUUAAUGAUGGCCUUAUCGAAUGGACAUGCCAAAACUGCCAGCUUGCUGGUGGAUAAAGGAGCAAAUUUGAAUGACCGAGACAAACUUGGAUUCAAUGCUUUAAUGGUUGCGAUACAGACGAAGAGUGUCGCCAACGUUAAAAUGCUAAUAGAGAAAGGUGCACCGGUCACUAUGAAAGAAAAUGGAACCCUGCGUUGCGCAGCAGAGUAUGAUUGUACGGAGAUCACCGAACUCCUGCUGGAAAAUGAAACAUUUUUAAACGAGAGAGAUGAACACGGCUACACCGCAUUGAUCGUUGCCGCGGCGUACAAGAGCACGCGAGCUUCGGAAAUAUUGAUAGAAAAGGGAUUAAACGUCAACGAGAAGGAUAAUGAAGGAAAGACAGGGAUCAUGUAUGCCGCCGGGUUGGGGAGAUUCUUGCUCCUGAAACACGGAGCAAAUUUAAAUGAGAAGGACAAUAUUGGAACAACAGCUCUGAUGCUGGCAUCUCGCAAUGGGUACACGGAUGUUGUAGCCGUGCUACUUGAAAACGGGGCUAGAGUAAACGAACGGACGAAAGAAGGGCGUACAGCCCUGAUGGAAGCUUCGAAACUAGGGCGCACUGGCAUAGUUACGAUGUUGAUAAAUGGAGGCGCGGACGUCAAUGCAAAAGACGAUAAUGAAAUGACCGCUUUAAUGCUCGCCGCAGCCGAAGGGAACACAAAAACCGCCAGGGUUCUAAUAGACAACAGAGCUAGUCUAGAAGACAAAGGACGUGAUGGAUCGACAGCUCUUGUUUUGGCCGUGCUAAAUAAACACCGAGAAACCAUUGACUUGCUUAUCGAAGCAGGUGACAAUACUCUUGAAGAUAUAAAUGCUGAAAAUGCGCCGGCCUGUGCCCAGGGUGAUUCUAAACCACUGGUUACCGGAGAUGUAAGGCAAGUCGCUCUCAAAACGUUUAAUCGAACUUCUGAUUCGUGGGAGGGACAGGAGCUACCAUCUUCACGUCCCACUGAGGGCUGUUCUAGGACACCAGUCGAUGGACAAGUUGAGAGAGAGUCGCCUGAGGCACCCGUGCCAAUGACUAGCUGUCACGGAUCAUCAGAUGAAGUGACGUGAGUUUUUGGAAAUCCUUAUGUGUGUGUGUGUGUGUGUGUGUGUACGGUAGCGUGAGCGUUUUGAUUAACGGUUGUGUACAGGCUGUGUCGGGUUAAACUGAAGGCAAAUGAAACAACGUGCCUGGGGGCCCCGCGCCUUUUAGGGGCCCCGCGCCUUUUUAUGUAUAGUAAUAAUGAAUUAGGGAGAGAAAAUAAAAAGUGGGGGAAACAAACAGAGCUCUAAGUACAUUUUCGGGGCCUCCUUGCACUUUUCAGUUUUGUGCCCACUGCAAUAAUAUUUUACAGUCUAUAGGUUCUUCUUCUUCUAUAUCUUAAGGGUCCACGAUGAAUUUAUUGAUCAUUUUGGCUCCUGUGCAUGUAGAUAGGAUUUGCAAUGUUUCUGUUCCUGGUGUUGAUGAGGAAAUUUCAAUGACUUCCAGUGCCACUUUGUGAGGGUAUCAUGCACUAGGGGUUUGAAUGCUUUGAGCCCCUUAAAUAUACACUUAUAAUAUAUAUAUAAAUAUUUAUGAAGAGUCGAUUUUCAAAAUGCUGUCUGUGUCUCCAUUUUUGGCGUUUUGAGAUGAUAGACUUUUUCUGCUACACAAUGAUGGCUGAAAUUUUCGGAAAAAGUAAAUAUUAAUUUUGCUAUAUAUUAAAAUAUAAUUUAGAUUAUGAUGAAAAUUGAAAUGUAGAUCAAAAUGGAUCUACAGCAUUUUGUCGCUAAGUUACAGCUGGAUGCGCAGCAUUUUGAAACGGAAUAAGAAAUUCAAUUAAGUAAAUAAAUACAUUUUAAUUAACAUUAUUCUCAGCAGCAAAUAACUCAAGUUGUUUAUAUAUAAAAAAAACCCACUUACAUAACAAAUACAAUUAAACUGUAACAUAUACAUUAUAUAAUUGUGUAUGAUUAAUGGUUUAUAUUGAUAUAUAUUAUUUUAACAGAACAGCAUUAUAAAUGCUGGAAAGUCGCUUGUAACAGUGUACUGUUUAGAGUGCUAUACGUUUUCAUAAUUUGUUUUAAUAGAUUUGAAUUCUAAACAAAAGUAAACAAGAUAAUGUUCAAUUCACAAAUCAUUUUAUUUUAAUUUAGAACAACGACACAAUAGAAAAUAAUGAAGUGUCUGAUUCAGAGUGUGCAUCAUCUUCAAUAGCAGUUUGUUUUUUUUUUUUCCAGGAAAAGUUGAUGCUUCUUAUUUACAUUCAAAUCAGAGGGCAAAUAUUUCUGUCCUUGAGCACCCUUUUCUCCUGACAUGGCUGGAUCUGCAUGUAAAAGAUUGAAUGUGUAAUAAAUAACACAGCUAACUCUGUAAAACACCUUAUUAGUUUCAUUUCCUGAACACUUCUGCUGUGUAGUAGCCAUAACCAUAAUAAUAAUGUAAAAUGAAAUGUAGUGGUUUUUUAAAUAAAGUUACCGGUAACUCACCUUGCAGAACCAUUUAUCGCGAUUACACGUCACCGAGGGGAUCUUUCCUCCGCUUGAAGGACGGAAUGAUUUGUCUUUUUCUCGUCUUCAGCUUUUCUUUUCUUUCUUUUUCGAGAUUUUAUAGUACCAAAGACUCUUUCAUCCAGGCCGUCGUUAUGCACCGUGUUUGUCGUUGUUUUGCGUCGUGAUGUUUAGUUUAGUGUGCGUGCCCAGAAUGCCUCAGAAUAGCUUGCCAAUCACACGGAUUGGUCCGAAAAUAUCUACAGCAUUUUGAUAAUAUAAAAAAAAAUUUCACACCGCGUUUUGAAAAUAAAAUAAUUUUUAGACAUAGGAUAAUAUAGGAUUAAAAUGUGUUUUGUAGAUAAACUUUAACAUGUCCUAAAGGAGCAUGGUUUCCUCUACAAGAAUAUACAGUUAUCUCAUUUUUUUUCAAAAAUUUCGGAAAUCGCGUUUUAAAUAAUCGACUCUUCAUAUAUAUAUAGAUCUAUAUAUAUAUAGAGAGAUAAUAAAUAUAUAUUUAUAUGUGUGUGUGUGAGUGUGUGUUUGUGUGUGUGCAUGUGUGCAUGCUUAUGCGUGGGUGUGUGCAUGAGUGUGUGUAUUAAGAGUGUAUAUGUGUAAAGCUUUCAUUUCUAAAAUGAGGGUUCUCGUUUCAAAAAUUUCAAGAGUACCCUUUUUUCGGGUGUUGAUUGAAAGAAAAAACCAACCUAGGUAGAGAUUGCACAAGGGGUUUCAAAAGAUCCAAACAUUCAGAUGGAAAACUGGCGUUUACAAGCAUGUAUGUACUUUUUAAAACUAAAUUAUACGUAUAUUAUAUAUAUAUAUAUAUGUGUGUGUAUAUAUAUAUAUAUAUAUAUAUAUUAUAUAUAUAUAUAUAUGUUUAUAUAUACCACACCUGCUACUUCAAAAAAGUGUCACAAAUGUAUUCCUUUUUCUUCAGUUGCAUUUCUCAUACCUACGUCCGUGAACAUGGGUUCUAUGCGGUGCAUCUGAAUUCAUAUACAUUAGGUGGCAUUUGUCACUUCUGUAUCAAUCUUUAUUAGUGGUGUUUAUCACACCUAAAUCUGUUUAAAUCACUAUUAGUGGCAUAUGUCACACUCAGAUCAACAAGAAGUGGCCUAGUGGCUACCUAGAUCAAUAACAAGUAGUGGCUUUUGUCACACCCAUAUGACACACUAUUGUUGACAAAUGGCUAGUGCCAUAGCAAAGGUUAGUGCCAUCUAUGGUGAGACAGUAUAUGUUCGUCUCCCUUCUAAAGGACUCUGCAAUUGGCCCACAAACAUUUCGCCCUUAAAUAUCAAGAAAAUACUGUCCACGCUGGGCUAGCUCCGCAACCCCGUUCUAUGCCAGUGCAUGUCUGAAUAAUCUUUGAAUCUGUAGUAUGAUCCUCUGAUGUAGCAUGGAUAGUUAUGUCAACGUUGUUGCACGAUAUAUUUUCAGCACACUCAAACCUGACGGCCUUGAUUCUGAUCACAUCCAAGCUGCAAGCAGUAGCCAUUCUAUAACCCAUGGACAUAAUACAUUUCAGUAAGCAUAUGAUCCGUUAUCUACGUUUAAUACCAUAUGUAUUGUACAAUACAGUGAGCAUAUUAACUCUUUCGAUUUAUAUAAUCUAUAAGUAAAAAAAUUAGCCCCUAUUUAUUUCAUCAUUAAUUAGUUUAUAUACCGGUAAUGCAUAUUGCUAGUUUUUUUUAAAAAACAGAUGUGUAUGGUGUUAUUGAAUCCUUCCUCUAAUAGGAUUUUUUAAUAGAAUAUUUGGUUAAGAUCAUAAUAUGUAUAACAAUUUUAAAUGUAUACGUUGUAAGACAAAGGUUACUAGACAAGUUACGAAGACCCGUUAAUUAGAAACAUGGUAAUCUUUGCCAUGAAGCUUUUUUGUUACUAUUUCAAAGGGUUUUUUGCUGAGCCAUAGAAAUAAAUAGCGAGUUUCCAAAGGUACGCAGAGCAAAAAUUGUUGAUCGAGCACAAGCUAAUGUUUUUGUACCUGAAUCUGAGUAGCAUUACUGUACCAUCUUGUCCCUUCAAAUAACAUGCAGCGUACAAUUCUGGUAGUUGCUCAAGAUUAUUUAAAUGGGGUGGAGAAAACUUGCAGCACUUCCUACAGAACCUACGAAUCGGCCAACGCAUUAUUUUUACAACGAUUCUCAGCACAAUUAUUCAAAUAGGUUGUGCUGUUGUUGUUAGUUAACGGUACCUUCAUCUAAUUCUUGCAUAUGUUCGGACAUAUCAGGUAAAAUGUUCUGGCGUUUCGUCUCAUAUAUCGCAAAUGUGCUCCACCCAACCCUGUCAUGAGAGCAUUGGGCAUGCAUUCGUUUUAUGCACGAAAUUCGAUGCUCACGUUUUUAGCUCGGGUUUCUUUGAGACUCACUUCUCCUGUCUCGCCCUGGGUACCGGUACUGCAGCUGUGCUUAUAUGGGCCGUUUACUUUUACAUCAAUGUAAAAUGUGCCGAAGGUAGUAGACCCACGGUAUAUAAAGAUUUUCAGAUGUACCUGUCGGUGAUGGUGUGGUUUUGGAAGUGUGUCCUGUAUUUCCUUUAUUUCUGUUGGUAUCAUUUAAGACGUAGUCUAUUCCAUAUUAGAUAUGAUGGCGAGUUGUUACGUUUUAGACUUUAUAGCUCUAAAACUUAACACCUUGCCAUCAGACCUGAUAUGGAAGCAUUUAAGAACAUGAGAAGACGAUGACAAGAAGAGAAUGUUCCAGGAUGCAGCAUCGAUUCUUUACACUUACGAAAAGGAACUUCAUUGCUCAUUGAACACUAUUAUAAGAGUGAAAAGUUUCAGUGAGCAGUGGAAAAAUUCAGUGAGCAGUGAAAAGUUUCAAUGAGCAGUGAAAAGCUCGAGUGGACAGGUGAAAAGUUUCAAUGAGCAGUGAAAAGCUCGAGUGGGCAGGUGAAAAUUUCAGUGAGCAGUGAAAUAAUAAUGAGCAAUAAAAAAAAAUUAUAUAGCAGCAUUAAAAAAAAAAAAAGAUUUAUUUUCUAGAUAACGCUGUGUGUAAUAACAUUAUGAUAUAUCAAUAUCACACUGCCAUUGUCAACAACAGUUAAAUAAAAAUACUUGACAUUUCUCAAUUACCUCCUGAUACGAGUAAAGUUAUGACUAAAUCAGAAAUAAGUACUAUUUUUGCAUUGUCGCCAAUCUGCUAUCUUUUAAACUAUGCCUUGUUAAUUAAGAGCAUCACUUUUUCGUUCCAGAUUCAUCUUCAUAGAUCAAGCCAAGACUUUGAAUUGCCAUAAUUCAGCUGAAGUGAAUGUUGAAAAUGCAACUAAUGUUGUGAACAAUUAGCAGGCUUAACAGAAACAUUUUGUUUUAAAUCUAUUUCUGGAAUUAAUCGCAUGUAGGUACUAAAUGAUUAAUUUUAAUGUAAUCUCUCCAUGAACGCCUUCAAGGAUAUUAAAACAAUAAAUUCUACCUUUAUGUAUUCAGUAUGUCGCUCUAAUUACCGGUAACAUUUCUUGUAUUUGCAUGCAUAUUAUGUUAGGCGUUGUUCCAAUUUCUAGGAUCAUAACACCGUGAUGUCAUGAAGGCAAACCUUAUUCACAAGAAAUAAAAAUGUCUCAUCUUGGUACAUCAUUCGAAGAUAAAGAUGAACCAGAAUCACUUUAAGUUAAAAUUAGCAUUGUUGAAGUGGGAUCUCCUCUUUGUUUUGCCUGCUUCCCUUCUUAGAGACGGUCAUCGUUUUUACAAGGGAAAUUUGUUAUAUUUCAUGACUAUGUUUUAUUUCAUGAUAAGAAGACAUUCUAUUAUUUCAUUAUCAUUAUAAUAAUUAUUAUUAUCGUUAGAUAUAAGAUGGCUCAAAUUAUAAUACAUUUUUUGUUUUAAAAAAAAAAAAAAGCAAAUGCAAUAAGUCAGUGUGAUUACACCUUCGGUAAUGGCAACAAAUAUUAAAGUAAGAAAUGCAAUCGAGCAUUAUGACGUUGCUCCUUAAACAAUGGCGCCAUGUAGCAUUAAGCUACAAAUCAGGUGCCGCAGAGCAUAACAGAAACGCCCGGGUCAAUAUUGCACUCGAAGAUUUUUUCUAUUGUUUUCUUGCACCAACUGCAUUAGAACAUUUCGUACCAGAAUCGGUCUCAUCAUUCAUCUGUGCACCCACAGAUAUAAUUAUCCUCUGCACCAAUCCGAUGAUUAAAAUGAUUAUAAAAUAUAAAUAUAAUAUAAGCUCAAAUAACACUAACUCGAUCAGUGAUGACGAGGCCUCAAGACCAAACCCAAUG
Molecule: messenger RNA, 8765 nt
Organism: Lymnaea stagnalis (great pond snail)
Lineage: Eukaryota; Metazoa; Mollusca; Gastropoda; Lymnaeidae
Source: the annotation of a GenBank genome assembly